UUUACCAGACACCGAGAGCCCAGAGGGACUGCGCCCAGCCUGCUAGACACAGCGUCCGCCACGGCGUGGCUCGGGGCAGAGACACCAGGGGCCCCUUCCCCCCUCAGCUUCCCUCCCGGCCCCUUUAAGAUGGGGCUGGUCCUCUCCUCUCUUAGUUAACCCCUCCAAGUCCAGGUGGCCCCCUUGGGCUCCCGCCCGGUGGGCGGAGGCAGAGGGGAGCGGAGAGGGAGAGGCGGGGAAAGGGUUGCUGAAGUUCAGAGGGAGAGAAGGAGGCAGGGAGCCGGGAAGGCUAAACGGCCGGUUAGGGGCCCCACUGUGCCAGGCGGGCAGUGCCAAGUCCUGGGAGCCCGGAGCUGGGGGGAGGGCUGGGGACAGCCCGGCCCUGCCCCCUCCCCCUGCAGGGUGCCCAGCAACUUCUGAGGAAAGUUUGGCAUCGGCUGCGCAGUGGCCGGAGGAUGGGCCGGGUCCUGCUGGCCUGGUGCUUGGCUCUGUGCUGCUGGGGGUGUGUGGCCCCCGAGGGCACACAGGCUGAGGGGAACCCCUUCAUGGGAAGCCUGGGGAACAUCACCGGUGCUCGAGGCCUCAUGGGGACCCUUCGGUGUGAGCUCCAGGUUCAGGGGGAGCCCCCCGAGGUGACCUGGCUGCGGGAUGGACAGGUCCUCGAGCUGGCGGACAGCACGCAGACCCAGGUGCCCCUGGGCGAAGACGGACAGGAGGACUGGAAAGUGGUCAGCCAGCUCAGAAUCUCAUCGCUGCAGCUCUCGGACGCGGGGUGGUACCGGUGUGCCGUGGUCCUGGGAGGAAAGACCUUCGUGUCCCAGCCUGGCUACGUGGGGCUGGAGGGCCUGCCUUACUUCCUGGAGGAGCCCGAGGACAGGACUGUGACCGCCAGCACCCCCUUCAACCUGAGCUGCCAGGCCCAGGGCCCCCCGGAGCCCGUGGACCUGCGCUGGCUCCAGAACGCCGUCUCGCUGGCCCCGGGCCUGGGCCCGCAGCACACACUGCACGUUCCCGGCCUAAACAAGACAUCUUCUUUCUCCUGCGAAGCCCAUAAUGCCAAAGGCGUCACGACCUCCCGCACAGCCACCAUCACAGUGCUCCCCCAGCGACCCCGUGACCUCCACCUGGUUGCCAGUCAGCCCACGGAGUUGGAGGUGGCUUGGACCCCAGGCCUGAGUGGCAUCUACCCCCUCACCCACUGUACGCUGCAGGCUGUGCAGUCAGACAACAGGGCGGGCUCCCGGCCGGGAGAGCCAGACCCCCCGGAGGAGUCCCUCACCUUGCAGGCCUCGGUGCCCCCUCACCGGCUUCGGCUGGGCAGCCUCCGUCCGCACACGCCUUACCACAUCCGAGUGGGGUGCACCAGCAGCCAGGGCCCCUCCCCCUGGACGCACUGGCUUCCCGUGGAGACCCCGGAGGGAGUGCCCCUGGGCCCCCCCGAGAACGUUAGCGCCAUGCGGAAUGGGAGCCAGGCCCUCGUGCGUUGGCAGGAGCCAAGGGCGUCCUUGCAAGGCACCCUGUUAGGGUACCGGCUGGCCUAUCGAGGCCAGGACACCCCCGAGGUGCUAAUGGACACAGGGCUAAAGCGAGAGGUGACUCUGGAGCUGCAGGGGGGCGGGACUGUGCCCAACCUGACGGUGUGCGUGGCAGCCUACACCGCCGCCGGGGACGGGCCCUGGAGCCUCCCGGUGCCCCUGGAGCCCUGGCGCCCAGGUAACGCCCAGCCUUGCUCAGCCCCCUCCUGGGCGCACCAUCACUGCCCUGGGGGGAGGCUCCCAUGCGGGGUGCCCUGUCCUCAGCUCCUCUCCAUCCCCCCCAGGGAAGUGUUCGAGCCAACGGUGGAGAGAGGCGAGCUGGUGGUCAGAUACCGCGUUCGCAAGUCUUACAGUCGCCGGACCACUGAAGCCACCUUGAACAGCCUGGGCAUCAGUGAGGAGCUGAAGGAGAAGCUCCGGGAUGUGAUGGUGGACCGGCAUAAGGUGGCCCUGGGGAAGACCCUGGGAGAAGGAGAGUUUGGAGCCGUGAUGGAGGGCCAGCUCAACCAGGACGACUCCGUCCUCAAGGUGGCUGUGAAGACGAUGAAGAUUGCCAUCUGCACGAGGUCAGAGCUGGAGGAUUUCCUGAGUGAAGCUGUCUGCAUGAAGGAAUUCGACCACCCCAAUGUCAUGCGGCUCAUCGGCGUGUGUUUCCAGGGUUCGGACCGAGAGGGCUUCCCCGCGCCGGUGGUCAUCCUGCCUUUCAUGAAGCACGGAGACCUGCACAGCUUCCUCCUCUAUUCCCGGCUUGGGGACCAGCCAGUGUUCCUGCCCACGCAGAUGCUGGUGAAGUUCAUGGCGGACAUUGCCAGUGGCAUGGAGUAUCUGAGUACCAAGAGGUUCAUACACCGGGACCUGGCGGCCAGGAACUGCAUGCUGAAUGAGAACAUGUCCGUGUGUGUGGCGGACUUUGGGCUUUCCAAGAAGAUCUACAAUGGGGACUACUAUCGCCAGGGGCGCAUCGCCAAGAUGCCGGUCAAGUGGAUUGCCAUUGAGAGCCUGGCGGACCGUGUCUACACCAGCAAGAGUGAUGUGUGGUCUUUUGGGGUGACGAUGUGGGAGAUUGCCACACGGGGCCAAACGCCGUACCCGGGAGUGGAGAACAGCGAGAUUUAUGACUACCUGCGCCAGGGAAACCGCCUGAAGCAGCCUGUGGACUGUCUGGAUGGACUGUAUGCCCUGAUGUUCCGCUGCUGGGAGCUAAACCCCCGGGACCGACCGAGUUUUGCAGAGCUCCGGGAAGACCUGGAGAAGACACUGAAGGUUCUGCCCCCCGCCCAGGAGCCGGAUGAAAUCCUCUAUGUCAACAUGGAUGAGGGUGGGGGUCAUUCUGAACCACUUGGAGCUUCUGGAGGAGCUGACCCCCCAACCCAGCCUGACCCCAAGGAUUCCUGCAGCUGCUUCACCUCGGCUGAGGUCCAUCCUGCCGGACGCUAUGUCCUCUGCCCUUCUACAGCCCCUGGCCCCACCCUGCCUGCUGACAGGGGCUCCCCUGCACCCCCAGGGCAAGAGGAUGGAGCCUGAGCAACCCUCUACCUGGGACUCUCUCUCAGGACCCAAGCUAGGCACUGCCACUGGGGGACAGUCUUCCCCCCAACUUUCUCCUGGCCUUACCUUCAUGCAAGCCUCCCUUUCCUGCCUAUUUCACGUCCAUCCAGGACAGAUCCUUUCCCUUUUCCACACCUCCACGUCCCCAUUCCAGAAGUGUGGUGGAACGGGUUAGUUGGCAACCACUAAGGGCCCUCAUUCCAAGAUUCUAGAGUCUGAAGUUUAAAGGGUCCAGUUCAAAGAUGUCAUGAGUUUUGGGUUCUAAGCAGCCAAAAUUCCAGAGUCUCUGAUUCUAAAGUGCUAAGGUUCUAGAUGUGGAAAGGCUCUGAGAUGCUAUGCUAGAUUUUCAGAGGUUCUAAAAUUGAAAAGCUCCUAAGGUUUUAGGUCCUAAAGCAUUAAGAUUCUAGUCCUAGGAUCUAAGUUCUAUUAUCCUAGAACUUACUUUUCUAGGGCAUUGAGUCCUUAGGGUAUAAGAUUCCACAAUUCUAAAAUCAUAGUAAGACCUACCUAAUGCUCUAAAAGUUGAUGUUCAAAGAUUCUUGUAGUUUAAGCAUUCUAGAUGUAAAACUAUACCUUCAAGGUUUUAUAUUCUCAAGUUCUAAGCCCCUAAUGAUGGUCAGCUAUAGGUUCUAAGUCUUUAUGAUCCUCAAAACUCUUGUUAUGGGAUCUUAGAUCCUAAAAUUUAAAGGUUUUAGAAUCUGAAAUUCAAAAAUUCUAGAAGUCUAAGCUGGAGGUUCUAAGAUCAAAUGUUCUAAAAUGUGAUAUUCUAGACAGUCUAAGAAACUGGCGUUUCUAAGUGUCCAGAUUCCAUGCCCCAAGAUUCUAGAUUAAGUGCUAAGAUUCUAAUGUUGUUCUAGUCUAUGUUCCAAAGCACUCUAGAUUUGUUUGGUCUGAGAUUCUGGAUCCGCAGUGUAUAAGUCAUAAGACUCAACAGUUAUGACUAACUAGAUAUCAAAGUUCUAAUCACUUCUUGGACAAUUUUAGGUCUGGGCUGCAUUCUGCCUUUCUAGAACUUUAAUCAAGGGCCCAGAUACACACAUUCCUGAGUCAUAAGAUUCUAGACACUGUAAUUCUAAGAUUCUAAUAGAAGAUUCUCAAGGUCCACUGGUCUAGAAGCCUAAGGUACAAUUCCAAGGUUCUAACCUUAUAGCAAUUUGUGUGUCCCUCCCUUCUUAUCCACCUCCGCUUCCUCCUCUCAUGUGGCUGUGUGCCCCUCUCUAGCCUGUGCAAUGAAUUAGGGAUCCCUCCUUUCCCCCAGGGGAUGAUCUCUCUUCUUUGGGGGCAUGUUGCCCCCCUGAGCCAGUCCCUCUCACCCCCUGUACAGAAUGUGGACUCUGGUGUCUCCAGAGGGGCUCAGAUCACAUAAAACUUUAUAGCCAUGC
Messenger RNA from Condylura cristata (star-nosed mole), 4465 nucleotides. It is a transcript of the gene AXL, whose product is annotated as AXL receptor tyrosine kinase. Gene Ontology annotation, cellular component: signaling receptor complex. Bases 456 to 3059 code for a protein of 867 amino acids. Gene Ontology annotation, molecular function: transmembrane receptor protein tyrosine kinase activity; protein binding; ATP binding. The record is from RefSeq and is a predicted model, not a curated record. Gene Ontology annotation, biological process: phagocytosis; platelet activation; multicellular organism development. NCBI's taxonomy places the organism in Eukaryota, Metazoa, Chordata, Mammalia, Eulipotyphla, Talpidae. The transcript is spliced from 18 exons.